Molecule: messenger RNA, 3810 nt
Organism: Spodoptera frugiperda (fall armyworm)
Lineage: Eukaryota; Metazoa; Arthropoda; Insecta; Lepidoptera; Noctuidae
Product: RNA-binding protein 25
Exons: 24
Coding region: 283-3690 (1135 amino acids)
Biological process (GO): regulation of alternative mRNA splicing, via spliceosome; mRNA processing
Cellular component (GO): spliceosomal complex
Molecular function (GO): mRNA binding
Source: RefSeq, a predicted model, not a curated record
UGUUAAAAUGUUAAAUUGUAAAAAAACAAUAUGGCUGCUAAAGUAACCAUGUUGGUGAUAAAAGUGAAUUUCGUGAAUUGUGGUUUAUAGUGAGAUUUUAAGAUUGUUUUUAAUAGAUCCUAGUUAUAGUAAUAUAUUUAUUAUUUAAUGUCAGUAGAAAUUGCUACUUAUUUAGUGAAUUUAUUUGUAAAAAAAGUGAACGCGUCACCGGUGGUGAUUUUGUGGUGAAAUCUGGCGGUCACCAGUGCAGCCAAGCCGUAAGCCCAGGUAUUAAGCGGUAAGAUGUCGUUCCCGCCUCGGCCGCCGCUGGUGCCAUACGGGAUAGCGCCUGGAGUCGUCACAAUGCAGAUGCCCACACAUGUGAUGGUGGGAGCAUACAGUGCAAGCGGUGCGGGCGGCGGACGAGGGGCCCUGCUGCCUGCGCCCCCGCCCGGCAAGGCCGUCAUCUCUCGCGGACCGACGCGCAACGCUAACGGUGCAAAGGAUCCUGAGGGACCUGCCGUUACAGUCUUCAUAGGUAACAUAUCCUCUAGAGCUCCGGACGCCAUGAUCCGCUCCCUACUGGGCGCUUGUGGCCCCGUGCUCAGUUGGAAACGUGUGUCCACGUUUGGAUUCAGUGAGUUCGCCAGUCCCGAGGCGGCGCUGCGCUGCGUGCGGCUACUGAACAGUAGACCCGUGGCUGACAAACAGCUGCUUGCCAAGACUGAUGGCAAGAUGCAGGCUUUAGUUGAUACUUAUAAAACUGAGCAGCGGUCCAGGCUCGGUCAGGAGGAGGGCGCCCCGGGCACGGAGGGCGAGGCCUCCUACCUGGACGCCCGACAGAGGGCGCUCGACGAGGCCGCCGAGCGACGCCUGCAACAGAUUAUGCGCGAUUACCAGGACGAUAUUAAUAAUUAUGAGCUGCUGCAAAAGGAGGAAGCGAUCUCCAAAACGGCGCGCGUGCUCGAGGAAGCCGACAUAUCUGAGGAGAAGCGCGAUGUGAUCCAUCGCGAGAUUGGCAAGUUCCGCGAGAGUAUGAAGGAGGAGGCCGAGGUCGUCGUGCGACGCAAGCGGGACAACAAGGACGAGCCCGAGCGGCCGCGCGAGCGGGACGAGCGACGCGAGCGGGACGACCGCCGCGAGCGACCCGCCGAGCGGGAUCGGGAGCGCGACAAGGACCGCGAGCGAGACAGAGACCGGGAACGCGAUCGAGACAAGGAGAGAGAUAGAGAUGCCAGAGAUAAAGAUCGUCGCCGUCGGAGUACUUCGAGGAGUAAAGACCGACGCGAGGAACGUGACAAGGAGAGGGAGAGGGAACGCGAAGAGAGGGAACGAGACAGAGAACGGGAACGGGAGCGAGAAAGAGAAAGGGAGAGGGAGCAACGCGAGCGAGAACGAGAGAGGGAGAUACGUGAGCGAGAGAGGGAAAGAGAAAGGGAACGUGAACGUGAACGCGAGCGAGAACGCGAACGCGACAGAGAACGCGAGCGGUCCCGCGAGCGGUCGCGCGGUCGCAGCCGCAGCGAGGCGGACGCCCGGAAGGACAAGGAACAGGAGGACGAGGCGCGGGAGAAGAAGCGGCUGGAGAAGAAAGCCAGGGAGAAGGAAGCUGCUUACCAGGAGAGAUUGCGAAACUGGGAGAGUCGGGAACGGCGGAAGGCAAAGGAGUAUGAGAAGGAAAGAGAGAGGGAGCGGUGUCGCGAGGAGGAGAGGGAGAAGGAGGCCAAGCGGCUGAAGGAGUUCCUGGAGGACUACGAUGACGAGAGGGACGACCACAAGUACUACAAGGGCAAGGAGCUACAACGAAGACUCGGCUUACGAGUGCGCGAAGCAGAAGCCGACGCUCGGGAACGGGCUCGAGAAGCCGAGGAGUUAGAAGCUUUACGCGCCCGAGUGUGGGGCUCCCGGCCGCCGGACGACCCCGGGGCGCGCGCGGCGUACGAGCGGGCGCGCGCGGCGCUGGACGCGCAGUACCGGCCGCGCCUGCUCAUCGACGUCAGUCUGCAGCACGACCAGCAGCGCGCGCAGGAACUGCAGCGCGCCGAGCGCAGGGAGGAGGCACGCCGGGAGUACCGGCCGCGCCUGCUCAUCGACGUCAGUCUGCAGCACGACCAGCAGCGCGCGCAGGAACUGCAGCGCGCCGAGCGCAGGGAGGAGGCACGCCGGGAGUACCGGCCGCGCCUGCUCAUCGACGUCAGUCUGCAGCACGACCAGCAGCGCGCGCAGGAACUGCAGCGCGCCGAGCGCAGGGAGGAGGCACGCCGGGAGUACCGGCCGCGCCUGCUCAUCGACGUCAGUCUGCAGCACGACCAGCAGCGCGCGCAGGAACUGCAGCGCGCCGAGCGCAGGGAGGAGGCACGCCGGGAGUACCGGCCGCGCCUGCUCAUCGACGUCAGUCUGCAGCACGACCAGCAGCGCGCGCAGGAACUGCAGCGCGCCGAGCGCAGGGAGGAGGCACGCCGGGAGUACCGGCCGCGCCUGCUCAUCGACGUCAGUCUGCAGCACGACCAGCAGCGCGCGCAGGAACUGCAGCGCGCCGAGCGCAGGGAGGAGGCACGCCGGGAGUCUGCAGCACGACCAGCAGCGCGCGCAGGAACUGCAGCGCGCCGAGCGCAGGGAGGAGGCACGCCGGGAGGUACGUGGACUAUACUUUACUCAUUAAUCAGUACCGGCCGCGCCUGCUCAUCGACGUCAGUCUGCAGCACGACCAGCAGCGCGCGCAGGAACUGCAGCGCGCCGAGCGCAGGGAGGAGGCACGCCGGGAGGCCCGUGAGCGCGCGGCCCGCGAGCGCGAGCGCUACCUGCGCCUGGCGGCGGUGCGGCAGCUGCCGCGCGAGGCCUCCCCCAUCGAGUCGUCCAGCUCGGGCGCCGCCUCGCCGGCCGCGGCCUCCCCCCGCUGUCGCCGGCCGCGUCCCCCCGCGCACGCCCCCGCGCCGCCACGCGCGCCGCGCCUCGCCGCCCAGCUCCGACCCCGGCACCACCCCGCCGCAGCCCCCCACGCCCCCCCACCACACUGUGACGUCGACGGGUAGUUCACCCAUCACGAUCAGUUUCAAGAACCACCAUAAGUUGAGCCCCUCAGCUAAUGAUACGCCCAACGCUUGGAGGUUGGGGCACUAUAUGGGACGAGAAUCAGGUCGCGUUAGACGCGUACACGCAGCGUUCGCAGGCGAUGACGACGAGCCCACAGGCGGUCCCCCCCACGGGGGACAUCCCCCUUCACACGGGGCCCCACCCUCACACGGAACCCCCACCGGGGGACACACACACGACCAACCACGACCAAAAGAAAAGAAAGAUAAAUCAAAGAAGGGCAGCAGUGGCGCCGCCAACGCGGAGGCGGCGGCCGGCGACAAGGAGAACCGCAGCGCCGAGGAGAAACGGAAACACAUUAAAAGUCUCAUCGACAAGAUACCCACACAGAAAGAUCAACUGUUCCAGUAUAAACUUGAUACUGCACAGAUUGACAACGUACUAAUGGAGAAGAAAAUCCGGCCGUGGAUAAACAAGAAGAUAAUCGAGUACAUCGGCGAGCCGGAGCCGACGCUGGUGGACUUCAUCUGCAGCAAGGUCGUCGCCGGCUCCGCGCCGCAGGGGAUACUCGAUGACGUGCAGAUGGUUUUAGACGAAGAAGCGGAGGUGUUCGUGGUGAAGAUGUGGCGGCUGCUCAUAUACGAGCUGGAGGCCAAGCGGGCCGGCCUGCACAAGUGAACCUGUGCUGGCCUGCACGGACCUGUACGCACGGCCUGCGCGGCCUGCACGGACGGACGCAUAGCGAUAACAAUAUGUACCUCCUAGUCUAGCGAUUAAAUAAAUUACAAUAUUAUUAUC